AAACUGAUGCCUGCCUUUACAGUUCCUCACUCACUCACCCCUCUGCUCUAACCACUAACCAUUGGAUCACUUUUUGGAAAUUACCUGCAUAAAGCUGAAAAGGGAUAUAUCAAUCAAGAGUUGGAAUGGUUCGGAGGCCUCCGGUGUGACAGGUUGCUCAUCACACAUGAAAGGAAACUGGUGGGUAGCACUGCAGGACGAGAGUGAGAGCUCACACACUACACCAUGGCCCAAUAUGACCAACUGGAAGAUAAACAUUCUGUGGAUAUCCACGAUAACCCCACAGCCCCUGACAAUAUUGUGAAAGAAGAAGACAAUACUGUAUACUUUAUUUAUGAGGAGGAGGUGGAAGUGGAGGAGAAGGAGCCCGAGCCUGAGCCCGUUGUUAUAUUGGUGAAUGACAAACCACACAAGUUCAAGGACCACUACUGCAAGACGCCCAAGUUCUGUGACGUCUGUGCUCGUAUGAUAGUCCUCAACAACAAGUUUGCUCUACGGUGCAAAAACUGCAAGACCAACAUCCAUCACUCAUGCCAGUCCUAUGUCGAGUAUCAGAAGUGCUUUGGAAAAAUUCCCCCAGGUUUCAGACGGGCCUACAGCUCCCCUCUAUACAGUAGUGACCAGACAGAUUCAGCCCACUCCAACCGUAACGACCCUGUGUUUGACACACUGCGGGUUGGGGUCGUCAUGGCAAACAAGGAGCGCAAGAAGGGGUCUGAGGACAAGAAGAAUAUGAUGAUGAUGAUGAUGGAGGAAGAGGAAUCCCAACAACCCAAAGAAAACGAGCAGGCAGAAGGAAAGCCAGAGGGGGAUAAGAAAGGAGACAAGGCUGACAAAGCAGAUGACAAGAAAAAGAAGGAGAUGGGAAACAUGGGAAAUCAGUCACAUUACUACCUGGCUCUGUAUCGCUUCAAGGCUAUUGAGAAAGACGACCUUGACUUCCAUCCUGGUGAUCGAAUCACUAUAAUUGAUGAUGCAAAUGAGGAAUGGUGGAGGGGGAAGAUUGGGGAGAAGACAGGUUACCUCCCCACCAAUUACAUCAUUAGAAUAAAAACGGGAGAGAGGGUGUUCAAGGUGACGCGGUCCGUCGUGGGAAACAGAGAGAUGGGUCAGAUAACACUAAAAAAAGACCAGAUCGUGGUGAAGAAGGGAGAGGAGGUGAAUGGCUACUUGAAGGUCAGCACAGGCCGCAAGCUGGGCUUCUUUCCCACUGACCUGCUCCAGGAGAUCUGAGCCUGACCGGACCACAACCACAGGUCUAGAGUCACACCGUCACCAGGAACAUAACCACAUAUCACCAAACCCAAGACCUAAACACAUGAUGACAUUUACACUAACACUUGUAUUUUCCACUUUUUGGGGCCUAUAGAGCUGAUCUGGUGAAUGUUUGAGCACUGUAAAUUGUGUUGAGUGUAACUUAAUACUGCAGCCUACCCACCCUGGUGAACUGGAUCAGCUGGCCAUGCAAUCCGAGCUGGACAGAGACGUGUGACCAGGAGUGUGUGGUGGACACCUAAAAAGUGAACGUUUGUGACAUUUUAAUGUGAUCAAAACCGGACAACCUGAAACUACAUCUUCAUAAACUUGAAGCAAAAAAAGUUUCUAAACCCAAUGGCUGUAACUACUGACUAUCUACUAAGUAACUAGGAUUUUUACUUUGUUUUUGUUAUGCAAACUAAAUUGUCUUGGAGGCUAAUGUAUUGCUUACUCUUAUUGUAGUAGUUCCUUUUUUAUAUAUAGUUAGCUGAAAUUCUAGUGCUUCAUUUUCCCCUUGAUGCAAAUGUUCAAGAGGGUGGGGAGUUUGACUGGGGCGGUACACCUGUCAAACGGUAACGCAGGAGUCCUAAGGUGAGCUCAGGGAGGACAGAAACCUCCCGUGGAGCAGAAGGGCAUUUGAGCUGUUGUUGCCAUAAUAUGGGCUUGGUCUUUUACCAAAUCUUCUGUAUACCACCCCUACUUUGUCACAACACAACUGAUUGGCGUUAAAGUGUAUGUUGUAAUUUAAAAAAAAUCAUCUUAACAAAACAGCGUGCUAUGCAUUCAUUCUAUUUAUAUAUAGAGCAAUAGACAAUGUAAGCCUGGCUGACAGAGACCCACAAACUUGCCAGACAAAUGAAGUUGAAAUCAUUGAUGCAAUAUUGUAACGUUACAGUCAUUUUAUUAAGUACUAACAGCAGAGUGCAGGCUUUUCCCAUUUAUUGUCUUUCUUGAUAUGCAUCUGUGACACCAUCAUAGUGGUGAAAUCAAUUCACAAUUUGAAAUAAAGUCCUCUUAAUCAGUA
Molecule: messenger RNA, 2281 nt
Organism: Salvelinus sp. IW2-2015
Lineage: Eukaryota; Metazoa; Chordata; Actinopteri; Salmoniformes; Salmonidae
Product: SH3 and cysteine-rich domain-containing protein 3
Biological process (GO): positive regulation of protein localization to plasma membrane; positive regulation of voltage-gated calcium channel activity; skeletal muscle contraction
Cellular component (GO): extrinsic component of cytoplasmic side of plasma membrane
Molecular function (GO): protein binding
Source: RefSeq, a predicted model, not a curated record